AUGACACCCGAUCUCGUCUGCCAGGCCACCGAGCGCGGCGAGGUCACCUACCUGAACCCGGCGGCGCGUGCGCGGCUGGGCCUCGCGCCGGAUGCGCCGCUGACCGACGCGCACAUCGUCGACUUCUUCACCGUCGAGCAGCUCGAGGCCUACGAGCGCGACGUGCUGCCCCAGGCGAUGCGCGAGGGCCACUGGCGCGGCCGCAUCGGCCUGCACCUGGGUGAGGCGCGCGUGCCGAUGGAAUGCCUCGUGAUCGUCCACCUGGACGUGCGCGGUCGCAUCGAGACGGUGUCGGUCAUCCUGCGCGACAUGUCCGAGCAAUUGCGCGCGCAGCGUGAGCGGGAGCGCAGCGAGGCGAUGCUGCUGGCCGUGGCCCACACGGCGCGUGCGCAGUUCCUCGUGGCGGACAACGACGCGCGCGUGAUCUUCUUCAACGCCGCCUUCGGCGAGCAGCGCCGCGUGCAGCUGCCCGACUGGGUGGGCCGCCCGCUGGCCGAGCUGUUCGGCAGCCAUGACUACGCCGCGCGCGCGCCGCUCGUGCAGCGGGCCCUCGCUGGCGAGACGCAGCGGCUCGACCUGCGUGACGGUGCGGAGCGCGAGGGCCGCAGCUUCGACGUGCAGUACGCGCCGCUGCGCGUGCAAAGCGGCAAGAUCGAAGGGCUGAUCGCCAUCGAGGUCGACGUGACCGAGGCGCGUCGCGAGGAAGCCCGGCUGCGCCUGGCCUCCCAGACGGACCCGCUGACGCAGCUGCUCAACCGCACCGGUUUCGACGAAGGCGCGCGCCAGCUGCUGGCGGCGACGGCCGGUCACCGUGUGGCGCUGCUCUACCUGGACCUGGACCGCUUCAAGCCCGUCAACGACGAGCACGGCCACCCCACGGGUGAUGCGCUGCUGAAGGCCGUGGCGUUGCGGCUGCGGCAUGCACUGCGGCCCGGCGACCUCGUCGGUCGUCUGGGCGGCGACGAGUUCGCGGUCAUGCUGCCCCUGCUGCACGAGGCGGGUGCGGCGGCGACGGUGUCGGCCAAGCUCGUGACGGCGUUGAGUGCGCCGUAUCACAUCGGUCAUCUGGAGCUGGAGAUCGGCGUGAGCAUCGGCUAUGCGGUCGGCACCACCGGCUCGGCCAGCCUGGAGGAGCUGGUGGCCGAAGCGGACACCUGGCUCUACGAAGCCAAACGCGCCGGCCGGGGUUGCUGGCGCGGCAGCGAGUUGCCGGCCGACUGA
Molecule: messenger RNA, 1221 nt
Organism: Ostertagia ostertagi
Lineage: Eukaryota; Metazoa; Nematoda; Chromadorea; Rhabditida; Trichostrongylidae
Source: the annotation of a GenBank genome assembly